Molecule: messenger RNA, 1067 nt
Organism: Octopus sinensis (East Asian common octopus)
Lineage: Eukaryota; Metazoa; Mollusca; Cephalopoda; Octopoda; Octopodidae
Product: WW domain-binding protein 2
Exons: 7
Coding region: 152-886 (244 amino acids)
Biological process (GO): positive regulation of DNA-templated transcription
Cellular component (GO): nucleus
Molecular function (GO): chromatin DNA binding; transcription coactivator activity
Source: RefSeq, a predicted model, not a curated record
CACAUAUAUUGUGAUACACAUAGACACACUGACGCAAGCGCAAGUAUUUCUGGGUGUGUUUCAUACUUUUAUAUACAUUAUAUGUAUAUACAUCAUAUAUAUAUAAAUAUAUAGCAAAUCUCUUGUUGGUCGAAGGUUGUGUUAUGCAGCAAUGUCUCUGAACACAGCACAUUGUAAUUAUGGUGUGUUGAUCUACACUGGAGAAAGGAUCUUAAUCUACUGUGAUGGUGUACAGGUAACACUUGAAGGGGGUAACCUACCAAAAGGCAGUAAAAAGGGUAGAAUCUACCUUACCACUCACAGGGUUAUUUUCCUCAACAAUUCCCAGAAAGAUCAUCUUCUUUCAUUCAGUAUGCCAUUUUUUACCUUGAGGCAGGUUGAACUGGAACAACCUGUAUUUUCAGCCAAUUACAUAAAAGGAACUGUUUUUGCCGAACAAGGAGGUAAAUGGUCUGGAAAUGCCGCAUUCAAACUUUGCUUCAACAAAGGUGGUGCUAUCGAAUUUGGACAAGCUAUGCUACAGGCUGGAAAACUUGCAUCUCGGUAUCAAAUACCACAGCCUCCACCUUACACUCCUCCCCAGGGACCAUUUUAUCAGCCUGCUCCGCCUGCCUACACAGCUUAUAACUAUGGCUGGGUGCCAUAUCAAACAUUCCCAAAUGCACCACCAGCACAUGAGGUGUUUAUGGCAGAAGCACCCCCUCCCUACCCAGGGGUUGAUUCGAAUUUGAACCCGUAUCCGACUGGUUCAGCCCAAGAUGCCAAAGCUCGAGAAGCAGCAGCGUCAAGUGCCUACUACAACCCUGCUAACCCUCACAAUGUGUACAUGCCAAGUCCUAGUGAACCACCACCACCUUACUCCGAGAUUGGCAAGAAGACCAACUGAUGUGUUACAGAAGAACUGGACUCAGGAUGGGGGGGGGGGUUGAGAAGGAAAAGAAAACAUGAAACAAUACCUAACAAAAAAAGACAAACCUUGAUAUUUUAAGCACAAUUAUAAUGUUGAACCUGAAAUAUAUAAAUAUAUAUAUUUAUAUUUACAACUGUUAUUCACAGUAUUAAUUUCA